Molecule: messenger RNA, 7003 nt
Organism: Lethenteron reissneri (Far Eastern brook lamprey)
Lineage: Eukaryota; Metazoa; Chordata; Hyperoartia; Petromyzontiformes; Petromyzontidae
Product: electrogenic aspartate/glutamate antiporter SLC25A12, mitochondrial-like
Biological process (GO): aspartate transmembrane transport; L-glutamate transmembrane transport; malate-aspartate shuttle
Molecular function (GO): calcium ion binding; L-aspartate transmembrane transporter activity; L-glutamate transmembrane transporter activity
Source: RefSeq, a predicted model, not a curated record
GACCUAAGUGCCACGAACAAUCGCCCGAUACGUGGUCUAUUUUAUAUAUAAAUUUUAAAGGCUUUACACACAUGGACACGGUGUUGGUGUUAAUUCUGACGGCCGUGCUUGUUUACAUCCCUUUGCCAAUGCAGCAGCAGCAUCAGCAACAACAAUCACCAACGGCAGGGGUCGGCAACCUACGGCUCCGGAGCCGCAUGCGGCUCUUUACGGGCUGCUUCUUGACGAUAUGUGACACGGAGUUUGGUGGCGAGGCGGGGUUGGUGACCCGGGGACGUCCGUCACGGCGUUUCCCAGCAGCACUGCAGCGACGUGGAAGCGACACGGCAACUUUCUUCACUCAACAACCUCGGGCCGUCUAUUUGUUAUUUAUUCCCGCUGUGUAUCGCUGCAGAGACGCGCGGUCGUACGAAGCCCCCACUUCGCGGUCACUAAUUAAGCUGCAGUUGACCGCUAAUUGACUCGGUCGAGCUGCUGGGCGCGCCUUGAUCAUGAUUUCCGUCACGAAGCGAGCGGAUGCAGCUGAGCUUAAAGCCGUGUUUAAUAAGUACGCGAGUGUCGAGCACAAUGGAGAUCGCUUCAUGGCUCCAGCCGACUUUGUGCAACACUUCCUGGGCCUGCUCCGCCAACCCAACCACAAUCCGCGCGCUGUGAUCACGCUCGCUGGCGUAGCCGACACCAGCAAAGAUGGGCUCAUCUCCUUCCAGGAGUUUGUGGCGUUUGAGUCGGUGCUGUGCGCCCCCGACGCCCUCUUCAUGGUGGCCUUCCAGCUCUUUGACAAGCAGGGCAAAGGCGAGGUCACCUUCGACGGGGUGAAGGAGGUGUUCAGCCAGACCGACAUCCAUCACCAGAUUUCCUUCAACUGGGACUGCGACUUCAUCCGGCAGCACUUUGGCCACGACCGCACCAGGCGCCUCAUCUACUCCGAGUUCACGCAGUUCUUGCAGGAGCUGCAACUGGAACAUGCUCGGCAGGCCUUCGCCCUGAAGGACGUUAACAAGUCCGGUACGAUUCCAGCGCUGGCCUUCAACGACAUCAUGCUCACCAUCCGUCUGCACAUGCUGUCGCCGUUCGUGAAGGAGAACCUCGUGUCGGCAGCGGGAGGCAGCAAAACUCACCAGGUGAGCUUCUCUUACUUCAAUGCCUUCAACUCGCUUCUCAACAACAUGGAGCUGAUGCGCAAGAUCUACAGCACGCUGGGUGCAUCGCGCAAGGGCGUCGGCGUCACCAAAGAGGAGUUCGUGCUGGCAGCUCAGAGGUUCGGCCAAGUGACUCCGAUGGAAGUGGACAUCCUGUUCCAGCUGUCUGAUCUCUUCGAGCCAACGGGUCGAGUGACCCUGGCAGACAUAGAGAGGAUAGCUCCCCUCCAGGACGGUGCCAUGCCUUAUAACUUGGCUGAAGCCCAGCGGCAGCAAGCCUCAGACAAGUCAAGACCCAUUCUCAUCCAAGUGGCCGAAUCUGCCUACAGAUUUGGUCUGGGCUCAAUUGCCGGAGCGGUGGGCGCCACGGCCGUGUACCCCAUCGACCUGGUGAAGACGCGCAUGCAGAAUCAGCGCUCGACCGGCUCCUUCGUGGGCGAGCUCAUGUACAAGAACAGCUUUGACUGCUUCAAGAAGGUGGUGCGCUACGAGGGCGUCUUCGGCCUCUACCGAGGUCUCAUUCCUCAGCUCCUUGGAGUGGCUCCAGAAAAGGCCAUCAAGCUUACUAUGAAUGAUUUAAUAAGGGAUAAAUUCACGAAGAGGGACAACUCCAUCCCUUUGAUUGGAGAAAUCAUCGCCGGGGGCUGUGCGGGUGGCUCCCAGGUCAUUUUCACCAACCCGCUGGAGAUUGUCAAGAUCCGCCUGCAGGUGGCUGGCGAGAUCACAACGGGCCCGCGUGUCAGCGCCCUCAACGUGCUGCGUGACCUGGGCUUCCUGGGCCUAUAUAAGGGUGCCAAGGCGUGCUUUCUUCGCGACAUCCCCUUCUCUGCCAUCUACUUCCCGGUGUAUGCGCACACCAAGUCGAGUUUCGCAGACGAGAAAGGCCAUGUGGGGCCACUGCAGCUGCUCACGGCCGGUGCCAUCGCAGGCAUGCCGGCCGCCUCCCUGGUCACUCCGGCCGACGUGAUAAAGACGCGUCUGCAAGUGGCGGCGCGUGCCGGCCAGACCACAUACAGCGGCGUCAUAGACUGCUUUCGCAAGAUCCUGAACGAGGAGGGCCCUCGGGCCCUAUGGAAGGGCGCUGGAGCUCGUGUCUGCCGCUCGUCUCCGCAGUUUGGCGUCACUCUCCUCACGUACGAGCUGCUCCAGCAGUGGUUUCACGUCGACUUCGGUGGCCGAAGGCCAGAAACGGUACCCAAGUCUCCUCUUGCAGAUCUGCCUCCAAACCGGGUCGACCACAUUGGAGGCUACCGCCUGGCACAUGCCACCUUUGCCGGCAUCGAGAACAAGUUCGGCCUCUGCCUGCCUAAGUUCCGCGCGGCUGGAGGUGGUGGCCCCACAUCGGCUGGCCCGGUGGCUUCGGUGGCGCCCCUCGCUGUGCCCCAGGCCUAGGUGCAGCUGCUGCUGGCGCCCUGUUCCAUUUGCGCAGCUGAGCCUUCUCAUUAGUUUGUGGAACAAUUGUUUCACCAGUUGCAAUGGUGGGUUAUACAUUUCCGUCUGUUCUUUGCUCACUGGUUGGAAUAGUACGUAUAUUUUCAGUUUUUGAUGACCAAGUUAUGGUGUUAGUGGGUUAUACAUUUCCAUUCAUUCUUUGCCAACUGGUUCCCAUGGUGGUUUAUCCAUCUUUAGUCAAUCUUUGGUGACCAGCCAUGCAAUUAUUUCAGCAGCCAAUUGCAACUAGAAAUUCUUGAUGUACUAGAGCAUUCGUUUGUUUGAGACACUUUAUAUCAGUGGAUAUUUCCACCUACAGUAAAAACCCUUGAAUGAUUUAUCUUGUGAGUACAGGUGAACCUGUCCCAUGCCUGUCACAUCUAUUCGACCAGCUGUUGGGAUCCGCUCUGCAAUCUGCUAUCGUGAUCUUACCUCUGUUAACUGUGCAGAAUGCUGUCGUUUUAAGAGCCUGGGAUUAAUUUUUUGCACAAGUUCUGAUGGUAAAGGUUUGUAAGCAAUUCAAAUUCUAAUGAGAAUGUAUUUUACUCGAGAACAGAAAACAGAGUGGUAACCAUAUGUGAAAAAAUUAUAAACUUUUUUUUCCUACUCAGACCGGUCGGUGUGUUUGCGCGUUUUGUCCUUGGCAUUGAUGGAAUUAUCCUCUGCUGCUGUGUUUUUGUCUAAUAACCGCACAACUUGGCUUUAUUGGGUCAGCCAAAAUAGUGAUUUGACUCAUGGCAGAAGAAACUUCCGUCUAACAAUGCCUAGUGUGGUACGUACAGUAAUAUUGCACACAAUGCAGCUGAUAUUUUAUUUCAGCACAAUUUGAAUGUAAUUGUGAGUCCGUUUCAUUGUUUUAGUAAAAAUGUAUUCCGGCAAAUUCAUUUAGCUUGCGAGUCCCCCCGCGCGCCAGCAUCUGUGUGUCCGUUGCACUUAAAACUGGACGCGCAGAAGUUGCAAAUGUAUGCUGAAGACAGGGUCAUUACGCACUUGAGAACGCGCGGACCACAGAGGCCUGCUGGAGAAAAUUGUAAAAAUGUGUGUGCUGUUCAGACUUGCACUUGUGAGCUCGUACUAAGUGCAAGCGUGUUAAGGUCUGGCUGCCUUGUUUUCCAUCCAAAGGACGUUCCUUUAUAAGCUGCCUUGGUUUGGGAGACUAAGAAAUGUAGGCCUCAUUGCUCCAUCUUAAUGCAUAGAAAGGUACUUCUCAGUUUAUUUUUUAUUUUCUAUGGGUGGCGUCUGCCUUGAAUGCUGUACAACAACUCACAAAGCCACGGUUGCAGAAGAUCAAGGCUUCACGUUGCCCAUGGCCGCUUGCAGUGAAUGUGUUUUAUUGUUGUGUCCAUUUCAUCUGCUACAAAAUCUUUACAGUUGAAGAGUUUGUGUUUUAAUCUUAAAAUGUUCCGAUUUUUGUCUUCCUUUUCGUCACGGUAUAUCUAAUCAAUAUGUUCUGAAUGUAAAACACGGAAGCACCUUGUAGGUUUCUUCAAGCAAUAUAUAAAUGUUCUGUUAAAAUUAUUGUUUGUGAUCACUCUGUAACCUCAAGUUCUUAAUGGGCAUCUUUAUGAAUGCAGUUGACAUCGGAAACAAUGCACUGAGGUUCGUUAUGGAAAUAUAUCAAGCAGUUUUAACCCUUGCGGAGGGUUAUCUGAACAAUGAUUCGCCCAGUAUUCAGCUGCUGGCAUUCCAGCCUAACAAACAUUUCCCAUUUUUAUAAAUGGUUAUUGUACCUCCUGCAUUCUUCCAGAAUCUCUUGAAAGUCCACAGCGGCGUUAACCUUAAAGCAUCCGUUGUGUAUGGCGAAGCCACUUUUCUCACUGAUUUGAUCUCCUUUGUCACGAACGUGAUCUGUUCUCACGAACUUAUAAAUGCACAUUCUAAUGAAAACAAGCUGAAGUGCCGUGUCUCUUUGGUAGCUUAGCAUUUCAUACGUUUGAUCAUAAAACACACCACAAACCAUUGUGUUGACUUUGGGACCAUCUAAAGCACAGUUGUCAAAAAUACAGACAAAAAUAAGUGAAUUAUGUAGCGAGUGGUGGGUAUAUUUUUUCAUGUUUCAGUACAGACUUAUUCAAUUGGAUCCGACCAAUCCACGUGACACCCGCUGCCCUACAUUAAUAUCUAAAAUGGCUCAGUUGCAACUAUUCACCUAAUAUAAUUGGACUCCCAACUCAAUGCAAUGCAGGAUCUGGUUCGGCGAUGACAUUGCAACGUGUCCAUAUAAUCUGGUAUUUAAAGAGACGCACUGAAUAUUUUUUUAUGGACGUUUUGAGCAUUUUGCUUUGAAGAUCAAAUGUUCAAAAUGUCUUUUGCCAAUUAAACCUAAGACGGUGCCCUCAGUUGUAAAAAAUAAGCAUAUUCCCAUAGAAGCAUAGCAUUGGUUGCUUCCUUUAGUUAACCCUAUAUCCUUCCAUGGUUGCAGAAUCAAUUAUAUGGUCAUUGGGUUAGGCUUGUCUGAUAUAUAUUUUCCCCUAGUGCCAAAGAUUACAUUCAAAGCAGUGCACUGUGCCUUACGAGGAUUGUGAUGCUGUCUUGACACGUACACCGUUGCUUGUUGCUGGGUUUUUGUUUUAUUUACGAUGUUGCCUCCAUGUUUUGGGGCGUUCCGUGCUCUCCCUGUCUCCGAAGAAUGGAUGCUAUUGUUGAGUGCGUUUUGCGUCAGAGGGAGCCAUUUCCAAUGCAGUGCAGUGACGCGUGGGAUUUGCCAUUGUUGCGCCGGGCCAGGCGAAUCGUAAUAGGAAUGGCAAAACGUAGACGUUGAUAAUUACCGAGGACCUGUAGCUUCCGCACCGAAGUGGCAUCUCCGUUGGCCGUUUUGUGUUACAAAAUGGGCUCGUGCAGGAAGCCACGUUGCCUCUGCAUCUGGAUUGAGAUCAAAUAAAUACAGUCAAUACGCCGCUAAUUUUUUUAACGCAUCCCAUCAGCCACCACUGCCUUCUGGGAGCAUUAUUUCCCCUCCCAACAACAUUGGUUUAAUACGAGAACUCUUGGAAUGCAGUGUCAGCAGUCAAGCUUGCUUAGACGAAUGCUGAUGGACUGCCUAAUUUGUAUAGGCAAGGACGUAUGGCUCCUGAUUCGACGCAAGGGUUUUGUUUUUAUCCACGUCACAAUGAUAAUUUGCGUCAUUGUGGAGUGUAUCUGAGUUUAUGGAUUGAGUUAGGUGUGUUUUAUGGUCAGUAAUGACUAGUUAAUGCUGCUGUUGUGUUACGGUUAUCACACUGUAACUACAAUGUAACUACAGAAGGUUGCUGGUACAAUGUCCCGUCAGCCGCAGUUAAAACAAUGGUGCAAGUUUCCUAAAUUCUCCAACCCCCCCCCCUCAUCUGUCCACCCAACAGUAUAAUGGGCACAGGUGGCGGUGGGGUAAAAUGUGGGAACUGCCACCUCAACCAAGACAUGGGGAGCAAGCGUGGAGAAGUAGCCCACAAUACCCUUGAGAGGGGCUGCCUAUAGUGGAGGCCCUUUCGCCAGCAGGAGUGCGAGCAAGCAAUUGCAGGGUAGCGCCUUUGCUUUUCAGAAUCACAAUAUGUAUUUAAACUGGAGGAAUCCGAUGAGCUAUGAAGCUCUUUCACAGAUUGCUUUUAAGGCACGGAAUUGUGGCUUGCAAUUACAUUUCAUAACAAGUUUAAUUCCAUCUUCUCGAUUUAAAGCUUUCGUGACUGCAGGGAUUCAUCUUCUUGGUUCUUUCGGUAAAGUCACGUAGAAGGGAAGUAAUAAAAUAAUAAAAAUAAAACAUAAUAAAAUAAUUCUCACGACGUUUCAGAACCAAGAAGAUGAAUCCCUGCAGUCACGAAAGCUUUAAAUCGAAAUUUAAGUUUAAUUUCUCAUAGGAACAUAAAAAAUGCAGCUGCGGAAGUGCCUGGGGUGCAUGUACACCUGUGUGGGUGGUGGUGUGUGGGUGGUGUUAAAAAAAAAUCAUGGCCCUGUCACUCAGCAGAGGUCCAGUAUUUUGGUAAACAGAUACUAUAGCAACGUCGGUCGCUCUCACCUGUUUUUUUCUAUCGCUGCCGUGCGCUAUGCUGGCAUAAAGGUGAUACACGAGUUUCCAAAGCCAAAAGCUGACAUUUAACAAACACCCCCCCCCCCCACGCGUAAACCUGAAGCGGUUACGCACGUGUUAAAGCAGCUAAGUAGUGAUUUCGCAAAUCCUCAUUUUAAUCACUUGUGGAAACGACUAGUUGUGUCAAUAUUCCUCAGAACUUCCAGCAAAUGUGAAAACUAUCACUACUGUGAUGAGCCAAGAAUGUCUGUGUGUAACGCGCGUGACGUCACUCCACAUGCCGCACCCCCCCUCAUUAAUAUUCAUGAGCGGGUGGAUUUUUACACUUACGCAGAAGGUCGAGCGGAAAUUAUUUUUCUUUCGCAAAUUCGCUUUAAGUUUGACGUUUCUUUAUUGGAAGUGAAUCUAAUAAAUAAUUCUACACAGCAACAAA